Molecule: messenger RNA, 13648 nt
Organism: Hermetia illucens (black soldier fly)
Lineage: Eukaryota; Metazoa; Arthropoda; Insecta; Diptera; Stratiomyidae
Product: dynein beta chain, ciliary
Exons: 32
Coding region: 75-13565 (4496 amino acids)
Biological process (GO): microtubule-based movement
Cellular component (GO): dynein complex
Molecular function (GO): ATP binding; dynein intermediate chain binding; minus-end-directed microtubule motor activity
Source: RefSeq, a predicted model, not a curated record
CCUUAAUUGACUGCAGCAUUUGAUUGUUGCAUUGAAACGAACGUUAUUUGAAAAGUGGAAGGUGCACUCACAGGAUGACCAUGAGAUCGAAUAACCCAAGCAAAUUAAAUCGGUUUGACUUGGUAGCAUCUUAUACGUUGACAUCUUUGCGACUGAAACCGGAUAGAUGGAUGAAGAUGAUUGAAUCUGGCAAUCCGAAGGCACUCAUACUCAAGUGGUUGGAUACUGCCGAGCAACGUUGCCUUUUCUUCGCUGUGAACUCAAUGGGCGAACUAAUGCCUUUCUUAUCAUUACCGACUAGAGGAAACUCUACCCAACGAACCGGCGGGAAAUUCAUAUUCUUUGUCAAACAGCGCUACGUUACCAUUGACGUGGAAAAUUUUCGAAAUGAUGUGAUUUUCGGAGAUAUUCCCGGAGACAUGGCACAAAACUUCCCGUUUCUUUUCAGCGAAGUAUUCCUGGCACUUUUAAAGUGUCCUUUUAACCAGAAGACAUGGCCUGAAUCAGUCCUGAUGGAUAUUGAGACGCACGUGCACAAUUUGCAGAAUUCGUUUGUUGAAGUGGAUGGAAGUGUCGCCAUUUGGAGGAUUUUGCCAGCAACGAUGAACACGCAAUUGAUUGUGAAAAUGGCAACUGAUAUACAAGAACGCAAAUCUACUCCAUUCAUAGAUUUAUCAACGAAGAACAUGCUAGAAGGAGUAAUGAUCAAAUUAAUUACCCAAAUACAUAAGUAUCUUAACGAACCGUUACCCAGCCCAUUGAAAGUUAUGCCAGAGGCCGAGAUAUCCUUCUGGAAUCUACGUUUGUCAAACUUAGAGAGUGCUUACCGUCAGUUAUGCAGUCCUUGCAUCAAGGCGGUGGCGUUCGUCCUCGAGAAUGGGAACUCGGUGUACAGUAAUGCUUUUCAUGCAGCUCUGAAGGAUGUUGUCUUCGCCCUGCACGAAAGUCGCGAUAUAACUUUGUACUUAAAUCCGCUUUUGCAACAAACUUCCGAGCUUAGUGAAAUUUGUUUCAUAAACUCAGGACCAUUAAUCCGGCCGUUAGUCCACGUAAUCUAUUUGGUAUCCACGAAUUCGAAAUUCUACUCGACAAGCAAACGCCUUACCAUGCUCCUCCGAGCAUUCUGCAACCUCUUGACGACCAGGGCCAUGGAUGGUCUGGAGAUUUCAACUCUAUUCCAAAACGAUCCAGACGAAGGCUCCGAGAAGAUAUCAAAGACGAUUCAAGUCAUCAAGGAGUUCAAAGAACAACUUCUCGAGUACCGGGAAAAGGAUGCAUCUGGCGAGGUGGAGAGUGGCCAUCAACCGAAAUUACUGUUCCGUCCGCCGGAUGUUUUCGUCCGCCUUGAUGUGCUGCUGACUCAACUCGCCGACCUAGAGCACAUCUUCUCCAUUGCAGAAUGUUUUAAGAGCUUGGAGAAAGUGGAAUUUGGAGGAGUUCAUGGGAAAAUUUUGACGGACCAGCUCAUUAAGAUCAAAAGCGAGUUCGAUGAAGUCUUCGAUAAAUUAGCAACGAGAAGCAUCGAUUUAUUUAGCAUUCCCGAUAAUCAAGCCACAUUCAAACAGAUUACCGGUAAUUUUCUACACCGAACGGCAUCAUUAGAGAAGAAACUUGCAACGUUGCUCGCUAAAGCCUUUGGAGAGUGUGCUAAUGUGGAGCAAUAUAUCAAGCUCCUACAAAUGAGUGACAAACUUGUUAACCUUCCGCUCGUAAGGCGAGAUAUUCUCCUGAUAGUUUCCCAUAUGUUCUCGCUAUGCAAGGAUGAGUUGCUACAAGUUGAGGUCGACUUAAGAAUUGUAGUCGGCGGAAAAGCCUGCCUGCUGGAUAGGCAAUUACCACCUAUCGCUGCUCGAAUCCAGUACAUUCGGAGGCUCAAGGAUAGGGCUCGUAACCUCAUGAAAAUUGAAUUGUUAGAACGAACACUACACAUAUCUGUCCAGGACUUUGAAAUCAUAACCAUUAAAUGCAACAAGUUGAAUGACGACUUGGAUGUUCUUGAAAAGGAUAUACUUUCGGAUUGGUUUAAAUCUGUUGAAGAUAAUCUUCUAUCAGAUCUGAACCGAAAAGUUCUGAUCAAAUCAAAGAACGAAUUCAAGGAAAAUUUCAGCCAACUCUUAGAUUCCUCCAUGCGUGAGGUGAAAUGUCUUUCAAAUAUGGGCAUCGAACUCCCACAACCGCUAACGGAGUUCCACCUACAACGUCAGGAAAUUUGGAUACGUAAAGUACAUCUUAUGCAACUAUGUGAAUGGUUCAAUCUUAUCGCUGGUGAAACUCCGGAGUGCGAGUACAAUUUGAUUGAAAGUGAAAUGCACCUGAUAGAGGAAUGUCUGGAUGAAAUCGCGGGAAAGCUUACCUGGUCUGAUUUCGACUCGAAUUCAGUUAAUAAUGUCUUUACGAGGUUGAAAAGUGUUAAUAGCCGUCUUAGUACUGCAAGGCAAAGAAUUGAUUCUUUGCUACUGGAAAUUAGAUCUUGGCUGCACAAACCAUUUUAUUGCAGGAACCUCUCAAGUGGAGGCCUUCUAGCAAUUGAAGACCGGCAAAAGUGGACCGCAGCCGCUAAUGAAAACUGUUUGAAAACAAGGCACCAAGUAGAGGAGACGAUUAUCCAAAAUUUUGCCCUGCUCCGCAACGAAAACGACAAUUCUGAAAAUGAUUCUAACGACGAUGUACCUUCCGGCUACAAUCAGAAGGAAUCGAGCUUGUAUGAAACUUACAAGGAAUAUGUUAAUAAGAUUAUUCAAGAAGAAAUUACGCAGGCAAUACAGACAAGUUUGAACUACAUUAAGGCGCAAAUGGAUUCGUCGAAGGAACAUGACUGGCCACUUUUCGAAGUAAAACUUAUUCUGGAUUACGGCAGGGUGUCUUUCAUCCCAAGCUUUGACCCGGAUGCAUGCGAAGGCUUCUUUGAAAUCAUUCUUCAACUUAUUCGUGAUAUUUUGCAAGUAAUCCAUGCGGCCCCCGGCAGCGAAGAGAGAAACUUGGACUCCACCACGUUGGAGACAAUGCACAAUGAAAUUCUUUUUCUUGUGAUUCCAGAAUUAAGAGGAAUUGGCGUUGAAGAAUGUGUCAGGUCAAUUAUGGAACACACAAAAAGUGCAAUGAACAAGGCUUCAGAAUGGGCUUUAACUUUUCAAAAGUACAGCUUCCUGUGGGAGCGUGACAUGGAGGAGGUUCUGGGGAGUAAAAUAGAUGAGUGCAAUUCGUUGGACGAUUCUGUGGCCUCGCGGAGUCAGCACAUAUUGCCUAGGUUAUUGGAACAUGUUAAGUCACAGGUUGACUGUUACAUGGAACUCUUCGAGGAAGCAGAAAAUAUUGAUGACGCUUGUACAUUCGAAGGAUGGCUUUUAGUCAAUGCAAAAACUGCUAAGCACGAUUUGCUCAAUACUAUUUGCAAGCAGGCGAAUAUCUUCAAAGAGUGCCUUAAACAGCAAAUAAAGGAGUGCCUUACAGCUUUGGAGAAGUUUGUAGCUAAUGGGUUACGCACCCUUAACGCUAGCAUUGAGAAGGAAGACUUCGAUAAAUUAUGUGAAAUUAUGCAUGUAAUGGAACAACUCCAAAUGCAGGGAACAAAUGUUGAGAACAUAUUCAAGCCAAUGAAGGAAUCCGCUGCAUUCUUGAAUAUGUGUAGUGCUAGUUUACCAGACAAAAUGAUCAGAUUGAUAGACGAACUACCAAGCCAGUGGAGACUGAUAAAGAAUACCGCUGACAGAACUUCAUACCGAAUUAGUUCGGCGUUAGGAUAUCAGCGGGAUGUUACGAGCAAGCAAAUAAUUCUCCUCACAUGUCGAUUAGAAAAUUAUCGAAGGAACUUCAUCGAUCUACCAAUAUUCUCCUUCCCCUGCUCAGAUGCCUACCAGAAAAGUGAUCAAAUAUUUGCAGAGCUUUGGGAAUUUUGUUGCGAAAUGGAAAUUUUAGAAAGAUCUGCGAGAUUAUUUCAAGUACCACUACCAAACGCAGUAAAUCUGAAAAAUAGCUUGAAAGAUCUGAACUACAUAAAGCAAGUGUGGGACUUCGCUUACGCAAUUGAGUCUUGCAUAGAUCACUGGAAGGCAACGCCUUGGAUGCAAAUUGACACGGAGGAAGUUGAGAACGAAUGUAAAAAAUUUUUCAAGGAGUUGCGAAGCUUGGAUAAGAAUGUACGUACAUUUCAACCAUACAUUCACACAGAGCAGAAUCUUAGAAAUUUAACUGCUGCUUUACGAACUACUGCUCAACUUCAGAACAAAGCAGUUUCUGAAAGGCACUGGAUGGACCUGAUUCGUGCCACAAAGCUUCACAAGGAGCAGCCUAUACAAUGCCUGAUGUCUUACAAAACCAAUCCGUUGGCGACUUUCCAUCAACUCCUUGCUUUGAAUCUACACUCCUUCGAGGAAGAAGUUACGAAUAUUGUGGAUAAAGCAGUAAAGGAACUUGCAGUUUCCAAUAUUCUUGCAGACAUCGAAUGCAAGUGGGUCAACGUCGAAUUCGAAUAUGAACCUCAUGAUCGUCGAGACAUCCACCUACCCAAAGUAUCUGAAGAAUUUAUUGAGAACCUCGAAGAAAGUCAAUUGCAGCUGCAAAUAGCCAGUUCUUCUAAGCAUACAGAAUACAUUAUGCCUCAAAUAAAACGCUGGCAAAACAGACUGCUCAGCAUCGAUCAGUUGAUUACCCUUUGGUUAGAGGUGCAACGAAAGUGGGUGUACCUGGAAAACAUAUUCGUUGGCUCUGAGGACUUGUGCAUUCAGAUUCCGCAGGGCUCAAGCCCAUUUGAAGACAUUGACCAGGACUUUGCUAAUAUGAUUAAGGAAAUGGUCACGGCCAGAAAAAUGCUGCGUAUAAUAGAGAAUAAAGAGUUGUUUGACAACCUGCAGGAACUGUUAGACGACCUUAACAAGUGCGAAAAAGCGUUAAACAAUUACCUCGAAAUGAAAAGAUUGGCAUUUCCAAGGUUCUACUUCCUCUCAUCCGCAGAUCUGCUUGAUAUCCUUUCUAAUGGAAGCAAUCCAGCCCUCGUGGAGCGUCAUUUGACUAAACUUUUUGAUUCACUUGCUGGUCUUCAUUUCGAACUAAAUACAAAAGUGGCAGUGACUAUGAUUUCUAAGGAAAACCACGAGCAAGUAAGCUUCUAUGAACCUUGCAACUGUUCUGGAAAAGUGGAGGAUUGGUUGCAGCGAUUGAUUCUGUGUAUGAAAAACACACUACGUAUGCUAUUUGAAGCUGCGCUUGCAGAGUAUAAUGAUAAGACCUGUGAGCAAUGGUUGAUGGAUUGGCCGGCCCAAGUGGCACUUUGUUGUGAACAAAUCAAAUGGACAUCUUCCGUCAAUCACGCUUUCGUCCUACAACAGGAAGGCUAUGAAAAUGCCAUGAAAGAAUAUUAUCGGAAGCAAAUAUCUCAGCUUAAUGCAUUGAUCACUUUAUUAUUGGGUGAUUUGAGCCCAGGGAGCAGGCAAAAGAUCAUGACCAUCUGCACCAUAGCUGUCCAUUGUAGAGACGUUGUUUUGAAAAUUAUUCAAGCCAGAGUGGAGGGAGUGUCUUCCUUUCAAUGGCAAAGUCAGUUGAGGCAUCGAUGGAAUGAGAAUGUUCGCGAAUGCUUUGCUAACAUUUGCGAUGCUGAAUUUAUCUAUGCUUAUGAAUAUUUAGGUAAUACUACCAGACUAGUUGUGACACCACUCACGGAUCGAUGUUAUAUCACCUUAACUCAAUCAUUACGUCUGGUGCUUGGCGGCGCGCCAGCGGGCCCUGCCGGCACCGGGAAAACCGAAACCAUCAAGGAUUUGGGGCGAGCACUGGGAGUUAUGGUGUACGUAUUCAAUUGUUCCGAGCAAAUGGAUUACAAAUCGUGUGGAAAUAUUUACAAAGGCCUAGCACAAACAGGUGCCUGGGGUUGUUUUGAUGAAUUCAAUAGAAUAUCCGCCGAAGUACUGUCUGUAAUUGCAAUUCAAGUGAAAACCAUCCAGGACGCCAUUAAGGCCCGAAAAACCGAAUUUACCUUUAUGGACAGCACCAUACGCUUGGAGCCGUCUGUGGGCAUUUUUGUUACCAUGAAUCCAGGCUAUGCCGGCCGAACGGAAUUGCCGGAAAACUUGAAAAGUUUAUUUCGUCCUUGUGCUAUGUUCGUGGCAGAUUUUGCACUUAUUUGUGAAAUCAUGCUGGUCGCGGAAGGAUUUCAGGAAGCCCGCUUCCUGGCGCGAAAGUUCAUAACACUAUACGACUUGUGUCGGGAACUGCUCUCCAAACAGGACCACUACGAUUGGGGCUUGCGGGCGAUAAAAUCUGUGCUCGUAGUAGCGGGCUCGCUAAAACGAAAUGAUGCAAGUUUGCCAGAGAAUCAGGUCCUCAUGCGGGCUUUACGAGAUUUCAAUGUCCCGAAAUUGGUAACGGAAGACGUACUUAUUUUUCGCGGACUAGUCAAUGAUAUUUUCCCAAUGCCCGAUGUGCCUAGAAGACGCUUCUCAGAACUAGAAGAAGUCAUCCGCCAAGCGGCUACCACGCUGAAACUGCAAGCCCAGGAAGGAUUUAUAUUGAAAGUAACCCAACUACAGGAGCUCCUGGACGUUCGGCACUCUUUAUUCAUAGUCGGGAGUGCGGGGAGCGGGAAGACAAGAAUCUGGCAAACGCUUUUCACUGCUUACAAGUUGCAGCAAUUAAAACCGCAUUACGACGUAUUGAACCCAAAGGCGGUGAGCAACGACGAACUUUUCGGAUGUGUAAAUGCAACGACUCGUGAGUGGAAGGAUGGACUCCUCUCAGUCAUUAUGAGGGAUCAAGUAAAUAUGAAUGGAAGCGGUCCGAAAUGGAUAGUCCUUGAUGGAGACAUCGAUCCGAUAUGGAUUGAAAGCUUGAACACCGUUAUGGACGAUAAUAAAGUUUUAACAUUAGCCAAUAAUGAACGAAUAACCCUGAAGAGGGAAAUGCGGUUACUCUUCGAAGUAGGUCAUCUAGAAGCUGCCACCCCGGCGACGGUUUCACGUGCUGGAGUAUUGUACAUCAAUCGCCAGGAUUUGGGAUGGCUGCCCUAUGUGUCGUCAUGGCUCGAAUCGAGAGGAAAUCUCGUGGAGCGGGGCUUUCUCCUUGUUUUAUUUGAAAAGUACAUUCCUGUGAUUAUACCUAAACUGGGAAGUUUUCAACAUAUUGCUCCCAUCACCGAUAUCGCUUUCAUCCAAAUGGUUUGCCAUCUCCUAGAAUGUUUUCUUGAUAAUGCACACCCGCCAGAAAACGAUGUCGAACAAUUCUAUGAAACGCUUUUCAACUUCGCAUUGAUUUGGGGCACUGGAUCGAGCCUCCUUCAGGAUCAUUUAAUUGAUUGGCAGAAAGAAUUUCACAAAUGGUAUACAACAGAAUUUAAAGCGAUCCGGUUCCCAGCCAAAGGGACUGUUUUCGACUACUGCAUUGAUUUGCAAACUAUUCAAUUUUCACCCUGGUGCAAGCUGGUGCCAACCUUUGAAAUGGACAAUGAGAAACCCUUGACUAAUGUCAUCAUUCCAACGCCAGAAACAACAAAGCACAUAUUCUUUCUACAACUCCUCAUCUCCAAGGGAUAUCCUGUAUUAUUAAUGGGAAAUUCCGGAUCGGGAAAAAAUUCUAUCUUACGGCUCCUUUUCAAUAAUUUUCACGAUAAACUGACUGUCCAAAAGACACAUUUCAAUUUCUACACUUCCGCAGAAAUGUUUCAACGAAUCCUGGACACACCUCUUGAGAAAAUAUCUGGGCGUUCAUUUGGCCCUAGAAGAAACAAGAACCUGUUAUAUUUUAUUAAUGAUCUAAAUAUGGCUGAAGUGGAUGCCUACGGAACCACACAGCCUCACACCAUUAUAAGACAAUAUAUGGACUAUCGUCAGUGGUACGACAAAACGAAACUCAUGCUCAAGGAUAUCAAAAAUUGCCAAUUUGCCGCCUGCAUGAACCCAACAGCAGGAUCUUUCACCAUUGACCCUCGUCUGCAACGCCAUUUUUUCGUUUUCGCUGUAAACCAUUCAAAUGAUGAUGUACUAUGCAACAUCUACUCCUCAAUAUUUACUCAUCACAUCGAAAAUCCCCUGUACAAUUUUACAAAGGAAGUGAAAGCGAUUGCACCGACUCUCGUUCUAGCUGGAAUCGCAUUACAUCGACGGAUAGAAAACACAUUCCUUCCGACAGCGAUAAAAUUUCAUUACAUUUUCAACCUUCGAGAUAUGACCAAUAUCUUCCAAGGACUCCUACUUUCCCGACCCAGUUCCUGCCCUAAACCGAAUGACCUAAUUCGAUUCUACGUGCAUGAGGCCCAUCGAGUUUACAGGGACCGAUUUCUAGAAAGUAACGACAUAAAGUCCUUUAACACCAUCAUCCGAGAUACUUUCAAGAAAUACGUGGACGAGUUCGAUGAAGAAUUCGUUUUUGCAGAACCUCUUGUAUUUUGUCACUUCGCUCAGUCGCUGCUGGAUCAAAAAUACAUGGUUGUGAAGUCAUGGAGUCAACUGUUGGAGAUACUAGUGGAAGCACAGAAAGGGUAUAGUGAAUCAAUCGGCUACAUGAACCUGGUUCUGUUCGAAGAUGCUAUCAAACAUAUUUGCAGGAUAAAUCGAAUUUUGGAAAGUCCACAUGGGAAUGCUCUGCUAAUUGGAGUCGGUGGAUCCGGGAAGCAAGCACUCUCCCGUUUGGCAGCCUUCAUCUCAUCACUCACUACAUUUCAAAUUCAGUUGAAACGUGGCUACAGUUUGCAGGACAUGCGAACGGAUAUCGCCGAACUAUACAUGAAAGUGGGCAUUAAAAAUGUGUGGACUAUGUUCCUGCUGUCGGACUCACACAUUCUCGAUGAGGCUCAUCUAACAUUUAUCAGCGAUAUCUUCGCUUCUGGUGAAAUCCCGGACCUGUUCAACGACGAUCAAAUUGACAGUAUUAUGAAUGGCGUUCGUAAUGAACUGAAACAGAUGAACAGCUCGGAUGACCAGGAAAGCUGCUACAAAUUUUUUAUCGAGAAAGUGCGGCGAAUGCUCAAAAUAGUUUUGUGCUUCUCCCCGGCAGGAGCCACCCUCCGAACACGGGCACGGAAAUUCCCUGCAAUAAUUAAUCGGACAUAUGUGGACUGGUUCCACGAGUGGCCGAAAUCUGCUCUGGAGUCUGUUUCCCAAAAAUUCCUAUCAGAAAUUGAAAUCCUUCCGACACAACUCAUCAGUUCGGCAUCACUAUACAUGGCAUACGUCCACAGCACGGUGAACAUGAUGUCAAGGGCAUUCCUACAAAAUGAAAAACGAUAUAACUACACCACUCCGAAAACAUUUCUGGAGUUUAUAGCACUCUACUCGAAACUUGUGACCACCAAGACCGUCGAGCUGGUAAACAGAAUUGAGCGCUUGGAAAAUGGAAUGGCCAAGUUGGCGGAUUGUAGCAAACAAGUCGAUAUAUUACAGGACCAACUCACAAUUCAAAUCGCAACCCUGAAUGCGAAAAAUGAAGCUGCCGACAAGCUCAUCGUUAUAAUUGGUGCUGAAAGUGAAAAAGUGCAACGUGAAAGGAUGAUGGUAUACGAAGAAGAACGUCGGGUCCGCAUAAUUGAAGAGGAUAUUUCCAUCAAAACGAAAAUGUGCGAAGAUGAUCUUCGAAAAGCUGAGCCUGCACUCGUUGCGGCCCAAGCAGCCCUAAACACUCUCAACAAAACCAAUUUAACCGAGCUAAAAUCCUUUGGAUCUCCACCGAAGGCCGUGGUAAACGUCUGUGCAGCUGUAAUGGUUUUACUAGCACCAAACGGGAAAAUUCCACGAGACCGCGGUUGGCGUGCAGCGAAGUUAAUGAUGGGUAAAGUUGAUCAAUUUCUAAACGAUCUACUUAACUAUGAUAAGGAUAAUAUCCCACCGAAUGUCAUUGAAGUGCUGGAAGAGUAUUUAAAGGAUCCGGAAUUCAACCCCGAGAAAGUGGUACAAAAAAGUGUAGCAGCAGCUGGCCUCUGUGCCUGGAUCAUAAAUCUCCAUAAAUAUCAUCAAGUUUUUCAGAUAGUCGGUCCGAAGCAACACGCCCUUGAAAGCUCCCAAAUGGAACUAAAUGAUGCUCGCGAACGUUUGAAAUUCCUGAAGGGAAAGAUUGACGAACUGGAACAAAAAUUAUCCGCGAUUCAAUGCGAAUUCGAGGGUGCUCUAAAUGAAAAGCAAAAGUGCCAGAAGGUUGCGGACAAAACGUCAGCCACAAUUAGUUUGGCCCAUCGUUUAGUAAACGGACUUGCUAAUGAAAAUGUUCGCUGGAAGGAGCUCAUAUACAGCUUACGGGAACGAAUAAGCACCCUACCGGGCGAUGUUCUACUCAUAUCAUCCUUCUUAUCGUACGUGGGUUGCUUUACUAGAGCAUACCGUCAAGAGUUAUACGGACGCAUGUGGAUUCCCAUGUUCAAAAAUAUUGAGCCAUCAAUACCACAUACAGCGGAAGUUGACCCUCUGAAGCUGAUCUGCGACGAGGCUCAAAUUGCAAUUUGGCACAAUGAAGGUUUACCCAGAGAUCAGAUGUCCACAGAAAAUGCCGCCAUUUUGACUAAUUCCAGCAGGUGGGCUCUUAUGGUGGACCCGCAGUUGCAAGGUAUGAAAUGGAUAAAAAGGAAAUAUGGAGAUGAUUUGGUAAUACUUCGGCUGACACAGAAAGGAUACUUAGAUACUCUCGAGGCUUCGAUGGCACGCGGAGAUACUGUUCUCAUUGAAUACAUCGAGGAAUCAAUAGACCCUAUCCUCGAACCUCUUCUCAGUAGAACACUUAUCAAGCGAGGUCUCUUCAUCAAGAUAGGCGACAAAGAGAUGGAUUACAGCUCAAACUUCAAGCUUAUCCUACACACAAAGCUAGCAAACCCACAUUUUAAGCCUGAAAUACAAGCACACACAACGUUGAUUAACUUUACGGUAACCCGUGAAGGGUUAGAAGAUCAACUUCUGGCGGAGGUAAUCAGAGCCGAACGUGCAGACUUAGAAGAAAUGAAAAAUCAAGUGACAAUCCAACAAAAUACAUUCCGAAUAACUUUAAAGAGUUUGGAAGAUGAGCUGUUGGCAUGUUUAGCUACGGCUCGGAAAAAUGUUCUGGAAGAUCACAGUCUUGUCGAAAACCUUGAAGCAACAAAACGGACAGUCACUGAAAUCGAAAUUAAAGUCUCUGAGGCGAAAACGGCAACAAAGAAAAUCGACGAAUCGCGAAACCACUACCGCCCCGCAGCUCUCAGAGCUUCAAUCCUGUAUUUCGUUCUUACUGAUCUGCAAAAAAUAAAUCCAAUAUAUGUUUUCUCAUUGAAGUCAUUCGUGACGGUGUUCAAACGAGCGAUAUCAACCACGUAUGAACAGCGGAACCUGAAGGAGCGGGUGGAGUACUUGGUGAAGUGUAUUACUUACGAGAUCUUCCAAUACACCCUACGAGGUCUCUUUGAGAGAGACAAACUCACCUUCGUCAGUCAUAUGAUUUUGCAGAUUCUCAUGCAUUCUGAACAAAUCCCCAAGGAAGAAAUGGAUUUUUUAUUUCGAUAUCCUUAUGAUCAGAAUGCAAUCUCCCCCCUCCCAUUCGUGUCGAAUGCAGCAUGGGGUGGGAUCAGAAGUUUAGCUAUGAUUGAGCCAUUCUAUGGGCUAGACACUGAUAUGGAAGAGUUUCCAAGGCGAUGGAAGCAAUAUAUUGAAAGUGAAUACGCUGAGAAAAUGCAGCUUCCUGGCGAAUGGAAAAACCGAACUCCGCUUCAAAAGUUGUGCAUUAUUCGAUGUUUGCGACCCGAGAGGAUUUGCCACUUUAUGAAAGCGUUUACGGAAGAAAUACUUGGCCCCGAGUAUGGAGUUUACAGAAGAAUCAACUUUCAGGAUACAUUCAAGGAAUCAAACGCUGCCAUCCCAAUAUUUUUUGUGUUAUCUCCAGGGGUAAAUCCAUUAGCAGAUGUUGAAAAAUUGGGGGCGGCAAUGAAUAUGACCAUAGACAAUGGAACCUUUCAUAACAUAUCGCUUGGACAAGACCAAGAAGAGCUUGCUGAAAGGGUCCUGAAAAUUUCCAUUGAAUCAGGACACUGGGUUGCCCUUCAAAAUAUACAUUUGGUUGCAAAUUGGCUUUCAAGAUUAGAGAAACUCGUGGAAAGUUUCUCAGAAAAUGUCAACCCCGAAUUUAGGCUGUUUAUAACAGCCGAACCAGCUCCGUACCAUGAAUGCCAUAUUAUUCCGAGAGGAAUCCUAGAACCGUCAUUGAAGAUCGUUGAAGAACCUCCAAGUGGCAUAGGUGCAAACUUCCACAAGGCAUUAGACAAUUUUUCCUACGAGACAUUUGAGGAGUGCUCGCAUGAAAGUGAAAUGAAGGCUAUUUUAUUUUCGUUGUGCUACUUCCAUGCAGUGGUUGCCGAAAGACGUAAGUUUGAGACACUAGGAUGGAAUAAUACGUACCCAUUCAACUACGGGGACCUCGUUAUUAGUGCGGAUAUACUUCGAAACUAUCUUAAUGAAAGUAACCAAGUUCCUUGGGAGGAUCUUAGAUAUUUAUUUGGAGAAAUAAUCUACGGUGGUCACAUCACUGAUAACUGGGACCGACGUCUUUGCCAAACGUAUUUAGAAGAAAUAAUGCAGCAAGACCUAGUAGAUGGCGACUUCUAUCUUUGCCCUGGAUUUCCUGCGCCUCCGAAUAUGGAUUUCGCUCGAUAUCAUGAGUACAUUGACGAGAACCUCCCAGAGGAAACCCCAACCUUGUACGGUCUUUGCGCCAAUGCCGAAAUAGCUCUCCUUCAUUCUGGUUCAGAGAAUCUUCUAAAGACAUUAUUAGAACUGCAGCCGCGAGAAUCCAACAUACAUAGUAGUAGCCACCAACCUAGAGAAGAAAUUGUGCGAAUAAUUGUAGCAGACACUCUGGACAAACUACAGGACGAAUUUUGUAUGACGGAAAUUACAAGUAAAGUAACGAAAGUUACACCAUACGUAGUUGUCGCGUUGCAGGAGUGUGAAAGAAUGAAUAUUCUCAUGAAAGAAAUGAGACGAUCCUUAAAGGAACUUCUGCUCAGCUUGAAAGGCGAGUUAGCAAUGACUGCAGAAAUGGAAACAUUACUAGAUGCAUUGUUCUAUGGUAAUGUGCCCAGAAAGUGGGAAAAAUAUGCUUACCCUAGCCUUUUGCCCUUCCAUCAAUGGUUCGCGGAUUUAACACUUCGUAUUAAAGAGCUUCAGGGUUGGUGCUCAGACUUUGUACUUCCUUCUUCCAUUUGGUUGGGAGGUUUCUUCAACCCUCAAAGUCUACUAACGGCGAUCAGGCAAGAGGCUGCUCGCAGAAAUAAGCUUCCCUUAGACAACAUGUGUUUGACUACUGAAGUAACAAAGAAGUUUCGAGACGACGUAAACUCAGCACCUUUAGAUGGAGCAUUCAUAAACGGUUUAUUUUUGGAAGGAGCCGACUGGGAUUGCAAUCUUGAUUCCAUAGUUAACCUAAGUCCGAGGGAGUUGUACUCACUCAUGCCAGUUAUACAUGCUAAAGCAGUGGUUCAAGAGAAAACCGACACGGAUGGCGUAUAUCAAUGUCCGGUUUACAAAACAAGGAUAAGAGGACAGACUUUUGUGGCAGCUUUCGAUUUAAAAACCAGAGACAGGCCUUCUAAAUGGAUUCUUGGAGGCGUUGCUUUGCUGCUUCAAGUUUAAAUUAUUAGAUUAAGGCAAAUGCUAAUGUGCACUAGUUGACACAAACAUUAAAUGUUAUGCAAAAAUGCACUUUAUCUCAGCAA